Molecule: messenger RNA, 645 nt
Organism: Aegilops tauschii subsp. strangulata
Lineage: Eukaryota; Viridiplantae; Streptophyta; Magnoliopsida; Poales; Poaceae
Source: RefSeq, a predicted model, not a curated record
UGGGCGACACAACUUCCUGCCAAGGGCACUGCAGAUCCAGAGGCUCCCCGCCCAGCUCUCGCCGGCGACGGCGUCACCGCCCCAUGGGGUUAUGUCGGAGAGGAAGCGGUCCCGCACCACGUUCACCACCGACCAGAAGCUGCGGAUGGAGGAGCUGUCGGAGCACCUGGGGUGGCACCUGCAGAAGCGCGACAAGGACUUCAUCGAAGCAAGAUGCCGCGACAUAGGCGUCAGCAAGAAAGUCUUCAGGAACUGGAUGAACAACAAGAAGCGCAAGUACCCCAGCGGCCACAACCCCUCCGCUGCAGCAUCAUCUGUUGUCGGACCAUCCCAUCUCCGUCUUCCCCCACCACAAUCACACCACCAGUGUUAGAAUAAAUCUUGUAUGUGUCUAGUUUUCUCUGCCAUGGCAACAUUCGGCUGCCAUGGAAGCUUUUAUUUGUUCUGCUACCAUGGAAGCAUUUAUCUGUUCUGCUAACAUGGGAUGUUUUUCGGCUGCCAUGAAAAGCAUUUUUUAUGUUAGCGUUUUUUGCUGGUAGGCUCAACUACUUUGAGCGAUUUUCAUGGCACGGUCGAUCCGUCUGUGGGAUGUCACAAACCUGUCGGGGUCGUGGGCAUUGCACAUUUUCCUUGUACCAGAAUAAA